UUCAUAUUAAUUAUACUAACUACAAAUUUUAUUAAUUAAUUGUAAAAAUAUCCUAGGGCUGAUUUAUUAGGCAUUAGUCCUAGGGUUGCCGCGGUGAAAAAUUUCAAGAUGCUUACUAAUUCGCCAAUGUACGACAAGGAUAUAAGGCCUAACUUAGCAGAAAAUACCUCGGUUCAAGUUGGCAUCACUAUGUAUGUUAUCAACUACGACUUUAACCCGGAAACUAGGGAUAUGAGCAUGAUGAUGUAUUUCCGGCAAAUGUGGAACGACCCUCGACUGGUAUCCAAUAGCAUAACCGAGGAUGUGUAUGGUGGACAGUCACUCUUGGAGAGGGUAUGGGUACCUGACACAUUUUUCUCAAACUCCAUGGACGUGAAUAUCGUGAAAUACCCGACCCGGAACACUUUCUUGAAAGUUAAACCUAAUGGCGAUGUUUUGUAUAGCGAAAGAAUUAAAGUGAACUACAGGUGCGGACCGCAGAAAAGUGUUAAGUCGGACGAGUGUACACUAGAAAUGGAAUCAUAUGGAUUUAGCAUGGUUGAUAUGGAGUAUACAUGGGCUAAAGGUGACGAGUCAAUUAAUUUUGAUAAAAAGGACAUUGCACAAAAAUACCAACUAACAGAGGCCUUACCCAGUAAUGAAACGGUGACCUUAAAAUAUGGUACAUAUUCCCGACUGUUGGCUACGUUUAAGCUCAACUGUAGAGAUUGUGUGGACAAUGAUAUUAUUGAAUCAUCGACUGCAACGGAAUAAGCAAAUUGUUCAUGAUUUGUAAUUUGCAUAUAAAUUGAUAAAGUAUAAAUAAUAUAAAGUCAAUCAUUAUCAAUUUACUUUUUAUUGUAUUUAUAAUUGUUAAAACAAAUAAAACAUAUUUCAUAAAAGUCA
Molecule: messenger RNA, 885 nt
Organism: Oppiella nova
Lineage: Eukaryota; Metazoa; Arthropoda; Arachnida; Sarcoptiformes; Oppiidae
Source: the annotation of a GenBank genome assembly